AUGGCCGAUACCGUACCUCAAUCUUAUCCAACAUCAACAUCACCAGGAAAUAUCGAUCAGCAGUAUAGUCAGCAUCAAUAUGCUUACCAGGCACGCGUCAGCAGUCCAGCCGGACAGUACUAUAAUGGUGCUAACGGUGGCGAACAACAAGUUCAAGAAAAUAUUGAACAACAGCCAUCAGUAAAUCAGGGUCAAGAUGGUAACUAUGGACAACCAGGAUUCAAUGAACAGAACAAUGCUGGUCUUAUUCAACAGUAUAAUGGCGCUGCUGGUCAACUUGCGCAACAACAAGGACCCAAUGGUUACAAGAUUAACUUUGAUCCGAAUCCUCAAAUUAUUCGCAAGCAUGCCAAUGAUGCCGUUACAUAUAAACAAGAAGUUGCUGUACGAUAUUUACGUCCGCCAACACCUCCCCCACCAGGCCCUUUGAUUAUUAAAGAGGUGCGAAAUCCAGCUUUACCUGCAGCUCCGCCUAUUGUUAUUCGACAACGUCCACCUCGACCUGCAACACCUCCUCCUCUUAUCAUUCGAGAAAAACCACCCCAGCCACCCGUUCAACUUGCUCCAAAAUUAAUUACGAAACCAUUACCACCACCCCCGCCGCCACCACGACGUGUUAUCAUCGAACGAAUGCCACCAUUGCCGCCUAAACCUCAAAGUAUUAUUGUCGAACGUUGGCUACCAUACAAACAACAAAAACGACGCGUUAUUUAUCAAAAGGCACCACCAGUGCAACCGCCAGCACCUCAAAAAAAUCUCAUUAUUCAAUGGGAAGGCACUCAGGCUCGUGUCGUCAAAGAAUUCCGCAACUUGGGCAUCAUCAAAGCAGACCCAAGUACUUACAUACAACAGUACGGCGCACAACUACGACCUACGCAAGGCUUACCAGAUUUCAUUAAAGGAUUACCUACACCAAAUCUUGGUCCAGAAUACACCGCUAAUCCUGAUCAAAUCGAUCCUGCAUUAUUAGCUGGUACUAAUGCCCAAGUCAAUGGUUUCGAAGUUGCCGGCGGCCAAGGCCUUCUUGCCAGUGCUUCGGACGGUUCAUUGCCCGCUGGUGGACACCCAGGCUUCGCCCAAGAAAAUGUUCAGUAUGCAAACUAUCCCAAUGCAGGUGGUCAAGUACUUAAUGAUCAACAGUAUGCAUAUCAACAACAAGCCUAUUCUCAUGAAAGUACGGUUGAAGGCCAACAAUUUGCCGAUCAGCAAGGUUUUGAACAACAAGGUCAACAAGGUAAUGGUUUUGUUCAAAAUGUACAAUACCAAACAAUACCGCAAUACACUAAUUAA
Adineta ricciae is the source of this 1290-nucleotide messenger RNA. The record is from the annotation of a GenBank genome assembly. NCBI's taxonomy places the organism in Eukaryota, Metazoa, Rotifera, Eurotatoria, Adinetida, Adinetidae.